This is a messenger RNA of Notolabrus celidotus (New Zealand spotty), 3427 nucleotides long. It is a transcript of the gene wipi1, whose product is annotated as WD repeat domain, phosphoinositide interacting 1. Lineage: Eukaryota; Metazoa; Chordata; Actinopteri; Labriformes; Labridae. The coding region runs from base 228 to 1928 and encodes 566 amino acids. The record is from RefSeq and is a predicted model, not a curated record. Gene Ontology annotation, molecular function: phosphatidylinositol-3-phosphate binding; protein binding; phosphatidylinositol-3,5-bisphosphate binding. The transcript has 13 exons. Gene Ontology annotation, cellular component: phagophore assembly site membrane; cytosol; extrinsic component of membrane. Gene Ontology annotation, biological process: nucleophagy; protein lipidation; autophagy of mitochondrion.
AGGAGCUAAACCCUAGAGGAGGAGCUGGACAAGAUCACCGUCCGUCCACUACAGCGAGAACCACCUGCACCUUUUGUCAGGCUGUCCAGAUGCAUUAUAAAUAUUUGCAGAUUAUUUUCACGUGUCUCGCUAUUUUUAAAAAAAAACUUGUACAUCUAACAUUGGUAUUUUAGGGUGCAAUCUGCACUCCUUUUGCACACUCUCAUACGUCUGUGAGUAGUGUCUGCAUGUUCCAUGCAACCAAUCACAAGAAGCGGAAACAUGACGUCACACUGUCAGCUGUUCUUGUUUUGCUUCUUUUCCCCUUUUUGCGCUCUGGGAUCUUGGAAAUCGACCGCCACAAUAACCGAUCUAAGACUGAACAUACAUACAUUACAAGCAGACCGACCUGCCGGCUUCGUGUGGAGCGCUUAUUUCACCCAUACAUCUCAAACGGUCCAUAUUUCUCCCAAAUUGGAGCCGUCUUCCGCCGACAUCGAGCGAGGAGGUGCAGCCGAUCCCAGGCCUCCAAUCCAGGGCGGAUGGAGGACAGGAGGUCGCUGGGAAUCGGGAUGGAGACCGGAGAGGGUGCGGGCGGGACUGACGGACCAGACGGAUUGGGGCUCCGGUUUGGCUGUGUCUCUUUCAACCAGGACUCAACGUCUCUGGCUUUGGGAACAAAAAAAGGCUAUAAGCUGUUUUCUCUGACCAUGGUGGAAAAACUGGACAUCAUCCAUGAGAGUGAGACUCCAGAUGUUUACAUUGUGGAGCGUCUGUUCUCCAGCAGUCUGGUGGUUGUGGUGUGCACCACUAUGCCACAUUGCAUGAACAUCUACCACUUCAAAAAGGGAACAGAGAUCUGCAACUACUGUUACCCCAACAAGAUCCUGGCUGUCAAGCUGAACAGACAGCGGCUUGUGGUGUGCCUUGAAGAAUCCAUUUACAUCCACAACAUCAAAGACAUGAAGCUGCUCAAAACUCUGCUCAACACUCCAUCUAACCUCUCAGGUCUCUGUGCUCUUUCUACCAAUCAUUCCAGUUCAUACCUGGCGUACCCCGGCAGUGCAACUAUUGGGGAGAUCAUUGUGUAUGAUGCUAACCAUUUGAACACAGCAACAAUGAUCCCAGCUCAUGAUACUCCUCUUGCAGCUCUCACCUUCAAUGCCUCAGCCACCAAACUUGCCAGUGCCUCAGAGAGGGGCACUGUAAUCCGAGUGUUUUCCAUUCCUGAGGGCCAGCGUCUGUUUGAGUUCCGUCGAGGCAUGAAGAGGUAUGUCAAUAUACGCUCUUUAUCCUUCAGCCCCGAUGGCCAGUUCCUCUGUGCAUCAAGCAACACAGAAACAGUACAUAUCUUUAAACUGGAGCAACUUGGACCCAGUGAAGGGGACGAGGCUGCCACCUGGACAUCUUAUGUUGGGAAAAUGUUCUCUGCAGCCAGUAGCUACUUCCCUGCUCAGGUUUCUGGCAUGAUGAGCCAGGACCGGGCCUUCGCCACUGUUCACCUCCUAACAUCCUGCCAGAACAACGUUUGCACCCUGGCUAUUAUCCAGAAGCUUCUGCGGCUGCUGGUAGCAACAGCUGACGGUCAGCUGUUCAUCUACAACGUGGAUCCACUGGAUGGAGGCGAGUGCAUGUUGGCCCAUAAACAUAGCCUUUUUGGUGAUGAUGAAGAUGAUGACCACAAUGAAGGAACAGAGACAGAAGGGUCAGAGGUCACAGCGCAAACACAGGCCUGUCCAUCUUAUGCUGCCACCGCUGCCUUGCCAGCGUCUGGUCCUGUCACUGCUACCCUCACAGGCUACUCUGAAGAUGGUGGAGCAAAGAAAGGAGAAGUCAUUCCAGAACACGAGUUUGCUGCUGGACCUGUGUGUCUGGAUGACGAGAACGAGUUUCCCCCUAUUAAUUGGUGCCGCGAUGGGACUGGAGGUGGCCAGGCACGGAGCUCGUGAUUGGGUAAAGGGACAGAAGGACAAACAAACAGACACUUGCUGGCAAAUGACAAACAGUGACAAGAAAAAAAAAAGUCUCUUGAAGUGCAAAGUUAUUUAUGUAUUUUGAAAGAAAAUAAUAUGGAUUAAUAUUUUGAGCUGAAGUAUGAAAUACUGAACUUACUUUCAGAGAGAACACACUUGUCCUACUGUUAAAUAAUCGGAUUUUGUUGCUGCACCAGUAGUACCUCUGAAUUUCUUCUAAUACUUCUGUUGAGUUUAAAAACAUCAACUGUGAACUGUUUAGAGACUUCAGUACUGUACAUGUGGCUGCUGAAAGAAAUCAGGGAGUUGAUCUUUAUGUGGUGUUCUUAUAAAAGGAUGAGGUGCAUGCUGGAGCAGAAACAUACCCAUAAUAUUUAUAGUAGGGGUGCAACAUCUGUAUCGAACCGUUCGAUACAGUGGUCACAGUUCGGUACGCCGAACGAUACGCAAUUUUAUAUUCAUUUUAUCAACUUCUGACGAGGCGCUCUGUGCUGAAAGUUCAGUGGAUCUGCGCUCGACUCCUCCGGGCUGCAUUGUCCAGUGCAGGUCCACUGAACUGUGCGCUCCUCCCACAUUGAUUCAGUCCAAGCUGGUCACGUUUGUUUUAUACAACAGCGUCGACCCGCCGGGUCCCGACCCCCCUUGGGAGUCAAAGCAGAAGUGAUUUAAGGUUCCCUCUCUCAUAGAUCAGGUCUAAACCUUGUUCUUUUAUUUAACAGACUAAAUAUCCUUAUGUUAUUUAUCUUAUUUAUAUGAUGGGAUGUUAUUUCUGUCUCUACAUGGUCGCACGUUCACAAUUCUCCUCUGCUCUCUAUCGCGCACGGCAGAUGCGCACGCAGACAGGCAGACAGACAGACAGACAGACAGAGACAGACACACACACACACACACACACACACACGCAACCCCCCCCCCACAUGUACAGCAGAACAUGUGUCAGGUAUAGCUGCCCCUGAUACAUUUAAUUUAAUCUAAAAACUGCUUUUGAGCUGAAACAAAUGUAGGUAAUUUAAAAAAAACUACAAGUAAAAAGAAAAGUAAUAGAAAUUUCUGUACUUUUUCUGUACCGAAAACGUAUCGAACUGUGACUGAAGCGUAUCGAAACGGAACCGAACCGUGGAUUUUGUGUAUCGUUGCACCCCUAAUUUAUAGCUUUAUUACUUGAUACAUUUUAUAUCACGUUGCAUUGUCAUAGCAACAUCAUAUUUUUCUCAUCCAUUUUAUUUUAGUUUACAUAUGAUAAAAAAAAAAAAUCAAAUGUUUUCAGUUUUACUCUGUAUUGUAUUUUACUACAUUGUCAUGUACAUGGUUCUGUGUAUAUCUCAUGGAUACAUUUCAGAAGGUGUGUAUGUACUGUAUGUUUGUUUGUGCCUAUUAUCAUAUGUAGUUCAAUAUUUUGCUAAUAGAACAAGACCAAAACAAGUGAAAGAAAUAAACUCACACUGUGAGGUAAGAAUGAACCUAUGCAAAGCAAA